Molecule: messenger RNA, 1071 nt
Organism: Chrysochloris asiatica (Cape golden mole)
Lineage: Eukaryota; Metazoa; Chordata; Mammalia; Afrosoricida; Chrysochloridae
Gene: ZNF79
Product: zinc finger protein 79
Exons: 2
Coding region: 1-1071 (356 amino acids)
Biological process (GO): regulation of transcription by RNA polymerase II
Cellular component (GO): transcription regulator complex; PcG protein complex
Molecular function (GO): RNA polymerase II cis-regulatory region sequence-specific DNA binding; DNA-binding transcription factor activity, RNA polymerase II-specific
Source: RefSeq, a predicted model, not a curated record
AUGAGGCACGUGCGCAUGACCGGAAAUACUGCUUUUCAAGGCGCGCCCUCUUUGGCGCGAGAGAAUGUCUUGCAGUUUCUGAACAUCGCUUGUUACCGGUCACUUUCUUUGGAAGCCCGGCAACGGCUUUUGCACCUGGGAGCAAAACCAUACAUAUGCAAUGUAUGUGGUAAAGCCUUCAAUUACUGUUCAUCCCUUUCUCAACAACAGAAGAGCCACACUGGGGAAAAGCCCUAUGAGUGCAAUGAAUGUGGAAAAGCCUUCAGCCAGAGUUCAUCUCUUAUUCAGCAUCAAAGGAUUCACACUGGAGAGAAACCUUUUAAGUGUAGGGAAUGUGGGAGAGCUUUCAGUCAGAAUGCAAACCUCACAAAACACCAGCGAACUCACACUGGAGAAAAGCCCUACCAGUGCAAUGAGUGUGGAAAGGCUUUCAGUGACUGUUCAGCCCUUGGUCAGCAUCAAAGAAUGCACACUGGAGAGAAACCCUACGAAUGCAGUGACUGUGGAAAGGCCUUCCGUCACAGUGCCAAUCUUACAAACCAUCAAAGGACUCACACUGGGGAAAAGCCAUAUAAAUGCAGUGAGUGUGAGAAGGCCUUCAGUUACUGUGCAGCAUUUAUUCAGCACCAGAGGAUUCAUACAGGAGAGAAACCCUACAAAUGUAAUGCAUGUGGGAAGGCCUUUAGCCAGAGUGCAAACCUUAUAAACCAUCAGAGGACUCACACUGGAGAGAAACCCUACAAGUGCAGUGAGUGUGGGAAGGCCUUCAGCCAAAGUACAAAUCUCAUAAUCCAUCAAAAAACUCAUACUGGAGAAAAACCAUAUAAAUGUAAUGAAUGUGGGAAAUUCUUCAGUUAUAGUUUAGCCCUUAUUCGACAUCAUAUUAUCCACACUGGAGAAAAACCUUAUGAAUGUAAUGAGUGUGGGAAAGCAUUUAACCAGAGUUCAUCCCUUAGUCAGCACCAAAGAAUUCACACUGGUAUGAAAUCCUAUGAAUGUAGUAUGUGUGGGAAGGCCUUCAGGUGUAGCUCAGCUUUCAUCAGACAUCAGAGACUCCAUAUUGGAGAGUAA